GCCCAUCAUGGCCUGACUACUGUGGGAAUUUCACCUUCUCGAGUGGAAGCGAGCUCCCUUCAUCGUGGCCAGUUCCAUGGAAAAAAUCCGAUCGUUCGAAAUUGGCACCUUCCUAUUCAGAGAUACCAUGCAGUACCUAAAUUCGUCGCUGGGAGAGCUCGUGGAAACCGUCAAAUCCAUGGGGGGCGCAGAGGCAUUCCAAUGCCUGAAGCAGCUAUUUGGAGACGACUACGAAAUUUUGCUUCGUAAAGGUGUAUUCUCGUACAGCCACGUUAGCUCGUUCGCGGUCUACGACGAAUUGGCUCUGCCGGCAAAAUCCGCCUUCCGAAACGAUAUGACGGGGGAGGGUAUAAGCGACGAAGACUAUCAGUACGCGCUGCACGUAUUUGAACGUUUUGGAUGCUCGAAUCUGAGGGAUUAUAAUGCAUUGUACCUGAAAACGGAUGCCCUGUUACAUGCUGACGUAAUGCAGCACUUCAAGCGCCUGUGCUACGACGCGCGCAGAUUGGAAUUGCUUCAUUGUGUUUUGCUGGCAUCCUAUUCGUGGCAGUGCACUCUAAAUUACACGCGUGCAAAAUUGGAGCUGAUCAUCGACGAGGACAUGUACCGGACCAUCGAAUCGGGUGUUAGAGGCGGACUCUGUCAGGCGAGCAGGCGUCAUUUACGGGCUAACAACCCGCUGUGCAGUGGCUACGAUCCCGAUAAAGAGGAGGUGUACAUAUCGUACGUAGAUUGCAACAAUCUUUACGGAUUCAGUAUGAUAAAGCACCUCCCCGUCGGCGAUUUCGAAUGGGUCGAGGAUUUUAGCUCCGUGGAUUUUAUGCGUCAUCCCACAGAUUCGGACGUGGGAUACGAGUACGUGUGCGAUUUGCAGUAUCCAAAAUCUAUCCACGCCCUGACGCGGUACUUCCCCCUGGCUCCCGAGAAGGCUGUCGUUCCGAAGGAAUGGCUCUCACCAUUCCAGCGAGGGCUCCUCGAAGAGUUAAUGUAUCAGCCGGCGAACAGCAAAAAGCUGCUGCUCACGUGCAAGGACAAUGUCGAGUACGUCGUUCAUUACGCGCUGCUCGCGCUCUAUUGUAGACUGGGCAUGCGGGUGACAAAAAUUCACAGAAUUCUAAAAUUUCAUCAGGCACCAUUCCUGCGUCCCUACAUUGAGGACAAUGUUGCCAGACGCGUCGCAUCGACCACGACGUUCGAGAAAAAUUUCUAUAAAAUCCCAAAUAAUGCGGUCUUCGGGCGUACGUUGCUAAAUAAAUUUAAUAUGCGGGACAUUCGAGUAGCCUUCGAUGAGGAGACGGCGAGUCGCCUCGGGAGUCGCCUUGGGAGUCAGGUGGAAUGCACACGAAUGGAAAUUUUAUCCCCCGAUUGGGUCAUGUACGAAAUGCGCAAGAGAAAAGUGCGAUGCGAUUUCCCCCUGCAGAUUGGCUUCACGAUUUUAGAACUGAGUAAGUUAACCAUGUACUCGUUCUAUUAUGAAACCCUGUUGAGUAAGCUCACUUGUCCGGUGAUUACCUGCUACUUUGACACGGACUCUCUGAUCCUCGGCCUAUUCUGCAAGGACUACGAAGAUCAGUUACGUGCGAUCGCCGACGACCAUUUAGACUUGUCUUCCUUCGAUCGUGAUCAUCCACUGUACAGCGAGAGGAAUCGCGGUAGACUUGGCGCGUUCAAAAGUGAAACGUGUAGCGUACCCAUUGAGGAAGUAGUAUGCUUGAAAGCUAAAAUGUAUUCCAUCAAAUUAGCCGGGGCAAAACAGAUUGCAAGAGCUAAAGGGGUCAAAAAGAACAUUGUGCGCAAACACCUCCUCCAUGAUACGUACCGCGAUACCCUAUUCAAGCACGCUAGCGUAUCGCACGAACAGGUGUCAAUAGUGGGAAAGAAACAGUGCAUGUACACCAUCAGAAAUGUGAAAAGAAGUCUGAUGGCGUACGACGACAAACGAUAUCUCUACAAUGACGUAGACUCCUACCCGUACGGAAGCUGCGAAUAUGAUAAUGCAGUAGAUGAGUAGGAGUAGCAUCAUUUGACCUGCGUCACUUGAAGGAUGUGGCACCUCGUUCUCUUCUCGCUCGUCUCGUGCGCGCUGGCGCUGGACACUGGCGCUGGACACUGGCGCUGGACGCCGGCGCUGGACGCCGGCAACUGUACGGCGAGCAUCAAGCUCGAGAAGGAUCAGCACACGUACGCGCACGAAUGCCCCGGCGACAUCUUGGCCAUCAGAGAGUGGCACGAGGUGCAUAUGCGAUCCGGCAUUAACCUGGACAGGAACGCUACUGGAUCGUUGCGUACGUGCCUUCACUCGCUGGACGUGAGCGACAGCUACGAAGAUAUCCAGUGCACGCGGAAGUGCCAACUCACGGAGGACGAAAUUUUUCUCAGCCGCUGUCCCGGAGACGUCUACAUGAUCCGUCACUUCCGUGGAACCACGCCCAGCAUCAAAGGAAUCAACCUCUCCAAGACUGC
This is a messenger RNA of Ornithodoros turicata, 2463 nucleotides long. RefSeq lists its product as uncharacterized. Gene Ontology annotation, molecular function: nucleotide binding; DNA binding; DNA-directed DNA polymerase activity. The transcript is spliced from 2 exons. Gene Ontology annotation, biological process: DNA replication. NCBI's taxonomy places the organism in Eukaryota, Metazoa, Arthropoda, Arachnida, Ixodida, Argasidae. The record is from RefSeq and is a predicted model, not a curated record. Bases 77 to 2011 code for a protein of 644 amino acids.